Neodiprion fabricii is the source of this 3096-nucleotide messenger RNA. RefSeq names its product clavesin-2. Gene Ontology annotation, cellular component: membrane. The record is from RefSeq and is a predicted model, not a curated record. Gene Ontology annotation, molecular function: phosphatidylinositol bisphosphate binding. The coding region runs from base 667 to 1620 and encodes 317 amino acids. The transcript has 6 exons. Lineage: Eukaryota; Metazoa; Arthropoda; Insecta; Hymenoptera; Diprionidae.
GAGCUUAAUUGCAGUAGGAUGAUUGGUAUCGAAGCAAGCAAAAUUUACCAAAGCCAAAGAAUCGUGAGGUAGAAAUACAUCAUUGCGAAAAGGUCAUUUAAGAAACGACUGAUUGAUCUGACUGUAAGAUAAAUGUAUGGGACUUUGACCGACCAGCAGUAGUCAAGUGUUAAUCCAACAGUUCGAAUAAGGAUACGAAGCUGCAGUGACCCAAUCGGUGUCUAGUGUUACGAAAUAGUUACGAAACCUGAGCUGAGAGAGAGACGUGCCUCUACGAACAAAAUCUAGCCUGGGAACAUAGAGUUCCUUGACAUCAUGUAUACGCUUCUAUCCUAUGGAUACGUUCGUUCCAAGAUCGGCAAAGGGCUUUUGGACUUGGCCCUAGUCUUGACCACCGCUGAUCCCAUCAUCGUUCUCCUUUCACUUCGUGGAGGAAAACUUUUUACCGUGUAUCUCUGGUUAGAACGGAAUAUGAUCGCCCGAGAGGAUACCGGUGUUCUCAGAGCUGAGAGGAACUCCGAGGCAUCGGUCUCGACGUUGAAUACUCUCCAGGGAGAAAGGGGUAUACCAGUCAUGCGGUGAAGAUUUCGAAGAAUACCACUGCACCGCAACCAGUACAGCCCUCGUGAUUGGACCAAGUGUUUUGGCAAACUGAACCUUUCGGUAAUGGGUAUGGGAGGUCAACACCAAGUAGAGGGUUAUGAGUGCGGAUUAAGUCCAGAAACCCAGACGGCCGCAAGGGUAGAACUCAGAGAAGAUGAGAAAACCCGUGAACAUGCCCUCUCGCAGCUUAGGCACUGGAUACUCAAGCAUCCUAAAAUCAAAAACUGCCGAACAGACGCAGUCUUUCUGCUCAGAUUUCUUAGAACAAAAAAAUUCAGCGUUCCUCUGGCCCAGGACAUGCUCGAACGAUACCUAACCAUCAGACAACUGUACCCGAACUGGUUUCAAAAUUUGGACAUCAAGGACCCUGCUAUGGAAGCCAUCAUAGACAGCGGUUAUCUGGUUCCUCUUCCUCAGAGGGAUCGUCUUGGUCGCCAAGUUAUCUUAUCUUGUGCCGGACGAUUCGAUCCAUACAAGUUCACAUCGGCUCAAAUGGCUCGGGCGCACAGUUUAGUGGUCGAAACUUUGAUGGAUGAAGAGGAAAAUCAGGUUCACGGGUAUAGCCAUGUGAACGACGAGUCUGGACUGACAAUGGGCCAUCUUAGUGCGUGGUCGUUAACGGAUAUAAGGAAUAUGCUGAGGUGCAUUCAAAACAGCACACCAAUGCGGCACAAGGAAACUCAUUUCAUUAACAUUCCCAGCUAUGCCACAAAGAUCAUUGAAUUUGCAGUCUCGCUUCUCAACGACAAGCUUAAAGGACGCGUUCUGGUGCACAAAAAUCUGGAUGAGCUGAAACUAGCAGUCGAUCCAAAGAUCCUGCCAAAAGAAUACGGAGGUGAAAUUCCGAUGGCGGAAAUGAUUGCAACUUUCAAAACAACGCUGCACGCAAAACGGGACGAGCUCAAAGCCCUGGAUGACAUGUACAUUGAGCUCUCUUCGAAAGAUAACUGCACGUCAACUACGAGUGAUGGGUUGGGUGGUAUAUCUGGCUCAUUCCGGAAGCUGGAAGUAGACUAAUGCUCAGAAUUGAGCGUUUCAGUUGGGUGUAAAUAUUGAUGUUAUUGCGGCAGAACCGUUAACGCCGAAUUAUUAAGUUCAAUUAGUUAUACAUAUAUAACGUUACACAUGUCUUCACCGCCUUAAAAACAAUAAGCCUAAUCCUCUAUUGAUGAGUCACAAAUAAUUGGGUUGAAAUAUUCCAUUCCAAUUAAUAUAUUCUUAGUAUUGUGGUCUCCGUCGUUACUCAUUGACGAUUAUCAAUUUGUACAUAUGACAACCAUGUCUGUUUUAUUCAUUAAGUACGCUAUGCGUUAAUUUUAUUUUAAGUUACUAUUAGAUUAUCUAUACGGGAUAUGUGUGUUAGCAGACAAUAGCAAUUAUGUUGCCCUGCCGGUGGAUUCAGUUACCUACAAAUGUUUUCACGAGUCUCUAACAGAGCACCUUAGAAAUAAUUUAUAUACGAUUAAAAAUAAGCUAUAAAUAUAUAAAUAUAUUUAGUUUUACAUAACGUUUCGAAAUGUAACCCUUACAUGACUUACAGUAUUUGCCAAUUUUAAUACGUAAGUCGUUACUUGCUGCAGAAUAAAUUAGAAAGUUUGAUACUUGGAGAUUUCGGCACAUCGCGUCAAAACAUUACGCGGUGACUUUGCGUUAUAACCGAUUGAUUAAUCGUAAUUGGUAAAUCGGCUCAUACCUUGAUAGAAAUUCGGUAGUUGAAUGUUCAUCGUGCAUCGUAAAAUGUAAGACGUAUAUCUACUUUCACCUGAUGGUGAUGAAAAAUGAUGAGUGUGAUAAGUAUCCCGUAAAUCACUGAAAAUUGUACUCGGAAUAAAGUGAAUAAAAUUAUAAGGGAAAAUUUAUUUAGAUCAUUUAAAAUUUUUUAUCAUUUCUUUCUACGAAAGAUUUCAUGCAAUACGGAAAAUUUCAUUCAAACGGAAUGCGAAGAUUUGUAAUUCAAUUUAUUUUUCAGCGAAGGGUGAAGAGACAACCCAGCCACAUUAAAGUAUCAAUAACAGAAGAGUUAAGCAUAUAUUUGUAUAGCAAAUUGUUAUCGUUUCCUUAAAUAGAGGAAUUCGUUUGUUACUCAUGAUGUAGGUUGACCUGAUUCAUCUGAAAAGUGUUCAGAUUAUUUGAUGAAUGGAUUGGGAAGCUUUCAAUAAAUUCAGCGUCAUAUAGUUUAAUCUAGGAGUUCAUCUCAAAGUACUACAGGGAGUGCAUAAUAAAAUGAGAUUAAAAUACAAUGAAUAAUAAUCGAGAAAUUUUAUUUAUUCUUUUGAUAAAAUUACAACGAGAUCACACUACGUAUCACUGUGAUUAAUGUUGAGUGCAAUCUACGUAUAAAACUAUCGAGUACAAAAUCAUACACAACAAUCACCAUAUACCCAGAGUGUAAAGUUGCACAGUAAUACGGCUGCACCUUUGAAUUACUUGUGCAAAUUAAUAUGGAUUAAAUUAUACAAGUCAAAAUAUUCAUUGGUGCUUUGUUCCUGUUAA